Vitrella brassicaformis is the source of this 1092-nucleotide messenger RNA. Lineage: Eukaryota; Vitrellaceae. The record is from the annotation of a GenBank genome assembly.
UCAUCCCGAGUUUCUUGCUGACAGACAGACACACGGACAGACAAACAGAGACACCGACAGACACAGAGAUGAUCUGUGAAUGGAUUCUUGUCUGAUGUGUUCCGUACCUGCUGCUCGCGAGUAAAGGGCGGUUGCGCAAUUGGGGAUGACGAAGAAACUGGUAUCUGGCGCUUUGCCUCCCUUGGUGAUAAAGUCGUCAAGUGCCCGGAACAGGUGCUCGUCAAGGGCCGCGUACUUCGCAUCUGACCGCCCCAGCGGCUCCAGGUGGACAAUGCUGGAGAUGGGAAGACUUUCCUUGCCAAUAAGGCUCUCCAGCUGCUCAUCAGAGGGUGCGAUGAUCAGUAUGGUGAGAGGCAAUCCCGUCAGCCACUUCGUCGCUUUCGUUCCGUCUUGGUGGCUGACGGGCGCAGAGAGAUGGAACCCACCGUCACCAAAUAUAAAACGUAGGCAGCAAUUCCCCCUGAAGAGGUACACAGACAGAGCCCCGCGCGUCACGGACUCCGUCGCCGACACUGUCACUGCCUUCGCAAUCUCUGUCACCGUCCCUUACCGCCGUGAAGAAGCCAAACCGAUGAGAUUGUGCUGUGUCGGCAUUGCUCCUGGAGGGGUCGGGCAAUGCCGACAGAGAAUGCAGACACAAUGAGAGAGGGAGGCCUUCCGACGACCAGUCAAUCUUGCAAACCUUGUGGAUGGCGUACGUGGCCGGCGACAUUUGAAGAGCUUGUCGAAUAUAAAAUGUAGGCAGCCAUUGGUGAAAGAGACGCCUGAAGGGCACACAAACACGAGGCACACGUGCGCACGGGCAUGCAGACGACGGCCGCCAACAUACCUGAAGCAACCACACCACACGCACACAAUCAGACACCCACCCCUCUCACCACUGGUGCCAUCGGUGGGUUACCUGUUGGGGUAUUUCGUUGUGCGAUUUCUCUGGUGAGUCCUCUCGAAGUGGUUGAGGAUCAAGUCCUUGGCGGACGACGACACCGACGCACCAGUGCAGUCGGAGCAAUACCUACUCCUCCAGCUGCCGUUGUAGUUGUCAUAAAGGAUGCCACUGUCCACUGGCGGGUCGUCCUGUAGUCGGUGCUGCAU